ACCGCAGCCGGCUGGUAACUGCGCUCCCGCAGCGUAGCUCGCUCUGUUUCUUCCCUCCCGCCGCUGUGCCCUUCUUCUCCCCCGUUCCCAUCCCUCCGCCUUCCCCCGCCUCGCCCCCCACGCCCCAAUCGCGGCUUGAGAUUAGAAGCGCCCGCCCCUCCACCCUUUUCUUCGCUUGCUCAUUGGCUGAAGUCUCAAGGACGCGUCCCGAUGGCGGGUGGCAGCCAUUGGUGGGAUGAGCAAUCCGAGUUCCCGGAUGAGGGAACAUUCUGCAGUAUAAAGGGAGCAGGGAAGGCGGGAGACAGCGCAGUUUGAAUCGCGGUGCGACGAAGGAGUAGGUGGUGGGAUCUCGCCGUGGGUCCGAUUAGCCUUUUCUCUGCCUUGCUUGCUUGAGCUUCAGCGGAAUUCGAAAUGGCUGGCGGUAAGGCUGGAAAGGACUCCGGAAAGGCCAAGACAAAGGCGGUUUCCCGCUCGCAGAGAGCCGGCUUGCAGUUCCCAGUGGGCCGUAUUCAUCGACACCUGAAAUCUAGGACGACCAGUCAUGGACGUGUGGGCGCGACUGCCGCUGUGUACAGCGCAGCCAUCCUGGAGUACCUCACCGCAGAGGUACUUGAACUGGCAGGAAAUGCAUCAAAAGACUUAAAGGUAAAGCGUAUUACCCCUCGUCACUUGCAACUUGCUAUUCGUGGAGAUGAAGAAUUGGAUUCUCUCAUCAAGGCUACAAUUGCUGGUGGUGGUGUCAUUCCACACAUCCACAAAUCUCUGAUUGGGAAGAAAGGACAACAGAAGACUGUCUAAAGGAUGCCUGGAUUCCUUGUUAUCUCAGGACUCUAAAUACUCUAACAGCUGUCCAGUGUUGGUGAUUCCAGUGGACUGUAUCUCUGUGAAAAACACAAUUUUGCCUUUUUGUAAUUCUAUUUGAGCAAGUUGGAAGUUUAAUUAGCUUUCCAACCAACCAAAUUUCUGCAUUCGAGUCUUAACCAUAUUUAAGUGUUACUGUGGCUUCAAAGAAGCUAUUGAUUCUGAAGUAGUGGGUUUUGAUUGAGUUGACUGUUUUUAAAAAACUGUUUGGAUUUUAAUUGUGAUGCAGAAGUUAUAGUAACAAACAUUUGGUUUUGUACAGACAUUAUUUCCACUCUGGUGGAUAAGCUCAAUAAAGGUCAUAUCCCAAA
Molecule: messenger RNA, 1172 nt
Organism: Gorilla gorilla gorilla (western lowland gorilla)
Lineage: Eukaryota; Metazoa; Chordata; Mammalia; Primates; Hominidae
Gene: H2AZ1
Product: H2A.Z variant histone 1
Exons: 5
Coding region: 412-798 (128 amino acids)
Cellular component (GO): nucleosome
Molecular function (GO): protein heterodimerization activity; DNA binding; structural constituent of chromatin
Source: RefSeq, a predicted model, not a curated record